CGAGAACUGCUACACGCUGCUUCAGUUCAGCGCGUUUAGUAUUCUUCUUCCCUCCCGCGCGUAACAUUUCACACUAUUACCAGCAUAUACCCAAUCCCCAAGAUGGAAACCAACCAGGUUUCCUUAGCAAACCGUAUUGCCAAUACAAGCGAACAUCUGAAGAGACUAUUUCUAGACGAAUACACGAAGCCACCUACUAUCGAGGACAUAAAGAGGUGGAAUAGAGAAAUAGCAGAACAUGGUGAAGAUUAUUCGGCAUGCACACGAUGCGUGGCUUUAUCUAUUUCGUGUUCAACCGAUGCACCAGACGUGAUUGCCUGCACUGCAUGUGUUCGAGAGGAAAUUGGCAGGUACUGUUCGAGAAAUCUGAAGGAGCGAGAGGCGCGAGCGGGGAGGGUUUUGAAGCUAGAUCAUUCACUCGCUAGAGCGCUUGGAGUUGGUCGUGCGAUAGCGGAUUUGGAUGAAGGCUCGGUGUUGGAAGUGGGGACAGCACCCCGGUCGCCGACCGGAGGUGCUGAAAACGGAGGAGAUUGUACCCCUUCGGGCUCUCCAUCACGACACGCGGACGAUUUGAAUUUCAAAGACUUCUCUCCGAAACCUGACGAUGCACAAUCCACUCAAGUUCCAGAGCCAGAACCAGAUUCGUUCAUACUGUCAAAAUUGCCUCUACAAAAGAAGGAAAUGGAAAGGGAGUCACGUUCGAAUGGGUUCUCACCACGAAAAUCAAACCGCCCUCCGAGGAAACCGCCGUCGGUGACAUGUAAGGAGCAACAGAUGAAGAUAGAGUCGUUGGAGAGACAACUGGAGGAAAUGAAGAUAAACUUGAGUGACACUGAAUUGAAGCUCAGAGAUGAAAUUUCUCGCACUACAGAACUCGCUCAACAAGUCGAAGUAAAACGUCGCGAAAACGCGGAUUUUGAGCGCACCAAUACUCGUUUGAACGAAGAGGUUAAGGAAAGUCGAAUCAAGCUGAAGCUACUCGAAUUCAAGAAGAAGCAGUUGGAAAUGAAAGUGAGCAAAGAGCAGAACGAGUUGAAGCAAGCCCGGAGGGUGCAUGUGGAGAAAUUGAAUGAGAGCGCUUUUGAACUAGAGAAAUGCAGGAACGCGUUAGCAGUUAAGACGGCCGAGUUAGAGAAGGAGAAGACAGCGAACAAGGAAGUUCAACGAAAGUUGGGAGAAGGCUACGAUGCCGUUCGACAGGCUAUGAGAACAUACGAGUCGGACCAACAAAGGUGGAUUUCGGAGAACGACGCCUUGAAGGAAGAGAAGAAGUCCUUUGAGGCAGAGAGGAAGGUCCUGGCGGAGAAACUCGCAAAGAAAGAGCAAGCAAUUCAGGAGAUGCAAAAAGAUUUCAAAGCUCAGAUUCAGGAAUGGAAGCAGUCGGCGGAUGAAUGGAAGCGCAAGAUGGAAGACUCACGUCGAUCGCAGAAAGAAAUGCAGGACAUGGUGCAGGCUGGUCGUAAUGAAUUACAGAAAGUGAAGAUGGAACUGGAUUCUCGGAUGGGAGACUUGACUGAAGAACGAGAACUGGCAAAGCAGAAACAACAAGCCAUCGAUGAUGCCGCUAAGGAAUUUACGGAGAGGGAAUCAGCUAUAGAUCUUGUACACAUCAAUAUCGAAAGGCUAAUCCAACAAUUCCAUAGCGUUCGUUCGGCAUUUGUAAAUCACAAAGUUACAGAAGAAAAGGUUGUCGAAACGUGUGAUCAUCUGGGAUGGCAGCUGGUCUCCAUUUCCGAUAGUAUCAGGGAAGGCAUCAAGCGCAACAAUGAAUCAGAGUCAACCCUAACUUCAGUGAGGACCACUUCAGGCUCCACAUUCGAGACUUCCUCAUCGAGCUCUUCGGGGCAAGCCAUUCAAAGACCUUAUGUGCAUGCUUUUCCCCAAGGUCUUUCAACUCGCUUGCCUCCACCACUGCCGAGAUCGCCCUCUGUUCUUCCGGGAUCUGCUCAUCCACCAAGUCAAGAUAGGCCUCCUCUUAAACCAUCAUCUCUUUCCCAAAGCGACGAACUUUCGCCAAGCCCCCCUCCGACUCCACUGGAAAAACCCUCUUCACGUCAAAUCAAACUGAGGAGAGUCAUCUUGGACUCAGAUGACUCAGACGGCGAGGUCGGGGCACGGCCUAUCAAGAGGGUCAGGACGGUUUGAGACUAGCCGAAAACAUUCGCGUUCGAUUCUAGCUGCCUUUCAUGCAGGGAGGCGAAAUGCUCGAUAUGGAAGCGUCCUCUUACGUUUGAUUCGAGCUCGUGGCACGACUUUGUUGGAUCUCAUUUCAUAUUUGUCGAGGCGUUCAUAGGCAACCGCGGAGCUUUUAUCUCCUCGUCUCUAGUCUUUUUCUAAGGGGAUACCUUUACGGAAAGCCCGAAUGGGAUGGGAAGGUCGUUCGGAUAGGCCUGUGGCAUCUGCUCCGCCCGCUGAGCCGAGAGAGAUGGAAUGCGUCCUCUUGAUGCCGUAUUGCUGGAGUUAAUCAGGAGAACUUGCAUGUUACACGUUGCAUCCAAUAAUCUGCUAUCGUGAUAGUAAUCAGACCCAUGCAUUGCUUCGGUGCUCAGCUAACUCUCCCUAUGUAUCGUCACCACGAUUUGUAGGAUGGAAGGGUUCCGAAUACAUAUCGUACCACGGUGUUAUCUUCAUAAUUCCUUUAGGGCGUCAGUGCGGUGAACUGCGAUUUGAU
This is a messenger RNA of Marasmius oreades (fairy-ring Marasmius), 2671 nucleotides long. RefSeq lists its product as uncharacterized. The record is from RefSeq and is a predicted model, not a curated record. The coding region runs from base 103 to 2145 and encodes 680 amino acids. The transcript has 8 exons. Lineage: Eukaryota; Fungi; Basidiomycota; Agaricomycetes; Agaricales; Marasmiaceae.